This is a messenger RNA of Cololabis saira (Pacific saury), 3661 nucleotides long. RefSeq lists its product as uncharacterized. Bases 200 to 2884 code for a protein of 894 amino acids. The record is from RefSeq and is a predicted model, not a curated record. The transcript has 16 exons. Lineage: Eukaryota; Metazoa; Chordata; Actinopteri; Beloniformes; Belonidae.
UAAAUCCUCUGAGCAGACCUUGAAUUGAAAGAUGUUAUUUUAUUUUAUUUUAUUUUAAUUUUUGCAAACGGUUACAGUACAAUUAAAUAGAUGAAAGAAACAAAUUAUUAUCUUGUUGUUUCUGUCGCUAUGGCAACCCGGAUCGAAGCUGCUGAUGCCGUUUCUAGCCCGGAUAUGGAAACUACGUAAUGAAUGACUCAUGAUAACGUUUGUGGUAAAAACAAAAACAAAAACAGAAGAAGAAGAAGAUAAAGAAGAUAAAGAAGAUAAAGAAGAUAACGAUAUCAGCGUAUUGUGCUUUCGUCCUCUCAAGGUGAACAUGGUCAAGUUCCGAAAUGUAAAGACGUAUAUCAACAUACAACGGAUUCCCCUUAGAGGACGGUCAAGAACAUACAGAAGCUAUCUGCAACGAGAAGAUAUGAGACCAGCUUCAGUAUCAUUGUCCACAAAUCCACCAGAUGCACCACCCUGCCUUGUGUCACCUUGUGUUGACCAUUGUUUGGCUAGCAGCAGUCAAGAGGGUAAUGCCACUGUGGAGGCAUGGCAACGUGUGCGGGAAGUUCUUCUCCGUGUGAGUGCAGAGCUGCUUUGCCCUCCACAAGAGGCAUCCUGCACAGUUUGCAGCAGUUCGCUCACUGAAAGUGAGCUGUGGCGAUGCAUGGAUUGUGGAAGUGAGGCCUACUUCUGCGCCACUUGUGUCCAGAAAGUUCACCAGACCACUGCUGUGGUGCAUGUUCUAGAAAGAUGGGAGGCAGGUGAAUUUCAACAGAGCAUUCCUGACGGCUUCUGUUGGAAUUGGUCACGGAAGGAUCAUGAUUGUGAAAUGUCAUAUCAUCGUGUACUGAAAGUAUUCGACUGUCAAGGAAGGUGCCAUGAUGUUUCCAUCCAGUUCUGUUCAUGUGAAACAGAGGUUGCAACACUGCUUCGUUACAGCCUUUGGCCCGCCACUGUAAAGAGGCCCCAAAGCGCUGUUUCAACUAAGCUGAUGGACAUUAUCUGCAGGUUGCAGUUAGAGUGUGGUGUGUCGCUGAAGGCCAUAUGCACAGCCAUUCAGCAGUCAUCUUUGUCUUCCGAGUGCCAGGACCUUUACCGCCAUCUGGUAAAAGAAUCCUACGAAGAAUAUCGGCAUCUGCGAUACCAGAUGACUACACUGCGCCAUCUUGGGGCUGAUGUCACUGAUGGCGCACAGUGUCCCAUUUGUCCACAAGAAGAUGGAGUUCUGGUUCUGGCUGCAGAUGGGCUGUUUGGCCUACCAAGAAAGAAGUCUUCUGGGAGAAGUUUUGAGGGACCGAAGCACAAUAAUCGCUUUUUCUCGCCACAAGAUGAUGUUGAUGCCUUUGUAAAAGAACAGCAACAUACACCUGAGGAGGGUUGUGCCAACUUUCAAGCUGGCAGUGCGCUCAGGUCAAAAUUAAAAAAUGCCAAAUUGGAUGAAACCGGAGUGUUUGGCAUGGCCUGUAAGCACGAACAUCCACGGAGAUUUCUUAGUCUUAAGAGAGGCGAGAGCCUUUCGAAUGCAGUCUACCUGAUGAAGGAGCUGCAAGAAGAUCUGGGGGGAAAUAAAAAACUUGUCUUCAUGUAUGACAUAGGAUGCAAGUUGAAGCCUCAUUUGGAGAAGUUUUUCCCGAAUCUUCUGGACAACACCACAAUCGCUGUCCCUGCAUUCCAUGCUUAUGGACAUGGUGUUGCUUGUCAGAUUUCCCACGCAUGUAGGAAUGUUGAGGGUGCCGGUCUUUGUGAUGGGGAGCAAUUGGAGAGGUUAUGGUCAUUCCUACGUCGCUUCGGAAAAGUGACAAAGGAAAUGACCCCAUCCCACCGAAUUGACCUGCUGACCGAUGCACUGCUACACUACAGUGAAAAAAUAAGAAAAAACCAAGCCAAAGCCCUGUGUUCCAAAGCUGAGAAAACCAAUUCAGUUGAAGAGGAAGCAAAGACAGAAAUUGCUGAAAUCAUGAAACAAACAGGCCUCACCGAGCUGGAUGUACAGCGUUGGGCAGAACAUUAUAAGUCGGAGGCAAAGAAAACGAUUGAUUGGACGUGGGAGGAGGACUAUGUUCAGAAACUACUGGAACACCAGCAUCUGGAAGUCUUGAACCGCAUGGCCACCUCUGAUCCUGAGCUCAGAGCACGUUUGGAAAAGUCAGAGAGGCAGCUUCAGACAAUUGAGAGGAAACGUCAUGUUGGGGGAAGAUGGACUUUAAACACUGAAGCAUCUAGACACCUCCUAAGUGCCAUAGAUGACAAGAAACGGCAGCACGCACUGCAGGCAAUGUACAGGCUGGUCUUGGAGCGCAGGUUCCUAUGCGGCCUGGUGAGAAAAUAUGCUGAUGGACAGAAGAUAGCCAUCAGAUUGUCUAAAAAGAUCAAUGUGGUUGGCCAGAAGAUCAAGAACAAGGUCAAAGAGUACAACUCCACAGGAACAUCUAGCGCCUUGGUGUACCAUGAAGUCAUCCAGAUUGACAACCCCAUCUGGUCAACCAUGGUCCACUCCGAAAAAGAUGCGGACAUAUCCGUCAAACAGAGACUUUUUGUUUUGUUGAACACCGCCGAAAGGGCAUCAGAAGAGAGAGAGUACUUGUCGGAGGAAUGCAUGGCAGGCAAGCUGUUCUAUGAGAAGCAGCUUGUAGAGGUUGAGAAAUGCCUCUUACCAGACAGUUUGCCGUCGGUGUCCUCUAGAGAGGACAAAGGAGCCCGUGCUGCAUUGCUUGCCAAGAAAAGAGAGUUUUUGUUCCUUCACUCAAAAUAUGUCAAUCUUGUCAAUCUUCUCAGAAGUACAGAUGUCAUUGAUGAGGUGAACAGCGCUGACUCUGACAUUAGUACGGACGAAGAGGAGGAUUAUGAUGAAGAGGAGGACCAAGCAGUGCAUCAUUCCUUGCCUGAGUGAAAGACUGCUCAUAAUUUCUCUCUCUCUCUCUCUCUCUCUCUCUCUCUCUCUCUCUCUCUCUCAAACUCAAUUGUUCAGUUAUUCCUGACACUUCAGUCCAAUAGUGUCUGCAGACGGCGUGGAGAGGCUAAGGGCCAAUCCCAAUUCUCCUUCACUCGCCCUUCUUUUCUCCACUCGCACUUCUUUUCUUCCCUAACCCCUAAAAAAGAAGGGGGAGAUUUUAGGGCACUUGAGAUCUAGGGCACUUGGCCCAGGUGCCUGUCCCAUUUCUCCUACUCCCCCUCGUUUUCAUCCCUAACCUGAUCAGGAAGCAGAGAGCCAAAAGCUGUUUUAAUUUCAGCUGUAGCGCUGUUAAUAUGGCACUUUAUUAAGUUCUAAUAUUUUUUCAGGCAUAAAGGUAACCUUAAGAUCCGCAACCUGGGCUCAGUUUAUCCAAAUAACGCCUGUUAAGAAAUUUGACCCGAUGUUUUCGGAGAUGAGAAGAGCCGCCGCCCCCGGGGAGCAGCCUCAGCUCACAGCCCGAGAAGAGACGUGUCCGCCGGGUCAAGCUGCUGCGUCAGCCCCGGGAGAGAAACUCUCUCUGGGACGCUGCUCUGUUGAGAAUUACGCUGGCUGAAAUAAAUCAUUUAGGAAGAUGUUGGUUUAAUAGAUGAAAUCUAACAGUUGUAGCUACGCCUGUUAAGAAAUUUGCUUCGAAAUUUAGAGAUUUCUGUCUGCCGGCUCCGGAGUUUGGGUCCGUGUUUAAUCGACGCAGAGCCUACGGCGUAGGGUACGGCG